Messenger RNA from Dunckerocampus dactyliophorus (ringed pipefish), 1277 nucleotides. RefSeq lists its product as uncharacterized. The record is from RefSeq and is a predicted model, not a curated record. The transcript is spliced from 3 exons. Bases 153 to 839 code for a protein of 228 amino acids. Lineage: Eukaryota; Metazoa; Chordata; Actinopteri; Syngnathiformes; Syngnathidae.
UGAGACGUGUGCGUGUUUAGGGGGAGUAUCCUCAACUCCAAGCGCUGAGCAAUUCAUUCACCCUCGCACACACACUGAUGAAUCACUGAACCUCACACACAUGCUGAAGCCGAGAGCGAAUGAAAGAGAAGUGAACCCAGCCAAGCUUGAAGAUGACCAUUGGCAAGAACUCCAGGAAAGGUUCACUGCGAGGCUCCAUCCGGGCCCCGAAGUUCCUGGACAAAUCCAGUGGCUUCUACGGCCGCCUGGAAGAGCCAGUAAGGGCUCCCCUGGAGGCGGCGUUUAUGGGGGAGGAUGUGAUGGAGGAAGUGGAUGUUGUGCGUGUAAGCGAGACAGAUGAGGUGGAAGACAUGCAAGUUUUCGUCCCAAUGGAGGACGAUGGCCAAAUGCUCCUGCGUGCUACGCCCAGCCGGUGGAGCAGUGGCAGAUGGCGGAGGAGUUCCAGGAGGCGGCAUAAGCAGAGGAGCUCUCAGGAGGAGUCACCCAGAGACGAGAUGCCCGAUCUGGGCACUGCCAGCCAGGUAGAACCACACAUCAUGAAGGUGGCCGUAAAAGAGGAGAACCUGCCUGUGCACCUCAUGUGCCGAGAGGAUGCUGACGACCAGGUGUUGAUCCGAGACAAGACGAGGAUGAAAAGGGAGAAAGAGGAAGGGAUGAAGGUGGUGAAGAGGAACACGAUGAAAAUGUAUAGCAAGGCUCUGGACGGAGCUUUUCGCCGAGGCUGGGAGGCGUUCGUGGCCAACAUCUACAGCAUCACCCUCACACCUGUCAACUUGUCUUCAUCGCCAUCAUCCAAAAAGAAACAUCAGCACAAUUUGGUGUUGGCUGAGUUUCAGUAGAAGCUCAGACAGUUUGGACUGAAUAAUUGGGAUGCAGUAUUCCCUCUGGAAUGAUGUUUACUUCCCUGUCACAGUUGUUUUGGAAGUGUGAGGCUUCUGAAAUGCUUAUUAUUUACUCUGUGUAAUAUCUCCAUUCAUUUUCCUGCUUCAUCUUCCUACAUUAGGUCCACUAUUUAGAGCUUUCUUGGGUUUAACGCUAUGAAAACACUAAAAAUUGUUGACGUGUUACCAUUAAAAAGCAAUGACUGAUGGGUGGACUAGUUGUUUUGACAUGACUUUGAGUAACAAUUAUUGCUAAUGCUAGAUAAAGCUAAUCGCUAAUUGGCUGAGUGCAGGGGAGGCACACAAACACAUCCAAAGUAUGUAUUUGUAUAUAAAACCACAGCAACUGUAUUGUAAAACACGCUUCUCUUGAUGUUCUGCUGAAUGUUCAAACAU